AUGAAGGUGCUAUCGCGCUACGACCCUCAGGCAGUCUCGUUGCUGCAGAGCACCUCCUUCGUCGUGCUGUACACGUACGACGAGUCGAGCAGCGCAUGGUCCAAGACAUCCAUCGAAGGUCCUCUAUUCAUCUACUCUCGAAGCUCCGCUCCGACGUACGGACUGUUUGUGCUGAAUAGAAAUGGCAUGAAUAAUUUCAUUGCGACGUUGGGAGAGCGGGAUGAGGUGGAUUGCAACGAGGGCUUCUUCAUCUACAGACCUGCCGCCGAGGAGGCGCAGGAGGGGGAGCAGAGGCAGGAGGGGCAGGAGGAGCAAAGCAGCAGCUACACGUACGGCAUUUGGAUCUUUGAAGAGGAGCAGCGGGAUACGUUGGGACAGGAACUGGUUAGGUGCGUUGGGGGCGCAUACAUGCGGGGGCUAUAAGCUCGCCCUCAGCCUAUCUCCCCUCCUUCCUCUCCACCCCACAGAUUGCAUCAACAGUCCGCAGAUGCAAAUUCGGGCACAGCGCCCGCGUCUGCCAGCCUCUCUGUGGAUGCUCUCUUUCGUUCGUCAACACAAGCGUCCACGCCCGACACCAGCGGCCCCUCGCUGCUCGAUCAGAUGUUUGCUCAGGCCGCGGCCCCGUCACCGUCACCGCCAGCACCGCUAGCAGCGCCAGUCGUCGCGCAAGCAGCGGACAAGUCAUUGCUGGACAUGCUCUUCGCCGCAGGGUCCAGCAGUGCAUCGCAAGCAUCCGCCUCGCCCGCAGUCAGUCAAGGCAAGAGAGGGUCAUCCACCCAGUCGGGCACCUCGCAGCACGCGCACAUUCAACCUCCUCCUGCCGAAUCGCUACCGCUACCCCUGCCAAGUCCCACGAGUCCCAGACGAGAAUCGUACGCGUCCGCAUUGGGAUCCGCGUCGCGCAAGUCUGACGCGAAGGCCGUCAAAGAGGCCAACGACUCCGCAACGACGUCCGCCGAAGGAUUGAUGGCGCUGCUAGGUCUCUCCAAGCCUGCUGCAGGGACCGACGCUCCGUCUGCAAAUGGGCGCGUGGCACAUUCAGCAGGCGGGCCCAAGAGGAUCGGUAUGCAAGACUUGUUUGGUCCGGGUGCCGUAACACUCGACCGUAAGCUUGUGCUAGCUGCAAAAGAAGAAAUUCGGACGGGCGAGCAGCACUUGCUCGUCGUCAGCUCGUCGCGACGGAAGGGAAUCAUCGCAGGACGAGGUGUGCUGCUGCGCGUUGGCAAGGGCAGGCCGACGAGACGGGAGAUGGAGCAGGAAGCGCAAACGAGAAAGACUGAGCUCAGACGCGGAGAUUAUAUCGUUUGCGCCUCGGAGCACCGGGACGAGGAGAUGGAUGCAGAGACGAGCGAGUGGUUGGAGGGGCAGGGGAUCGCGUGAGUAGAAAGGAGAUACUCAUUCGCGCCGCGGGGAUAAGCACGGCUGAUUUUCCUCUGCGCCCCUCAUCAGCCUCCUGCGUGCGCAAGGCGAGGCAUUCUCAGCGAUGCAAAGCGCUUGCGAGCGUCUACAACGCUGGACAUGUUUCGUUAGCGGAGCGGUGCGAGGUGGUGAGUCGUUUGGACGGUGCAAGUCCGCACGCUCUUCUCACUGUUUGCAUCCCCACAGACGAGAGCGGAGGAGAGCUCGUGGUUCUUUUUUAG
Molecule: messenger RNA, 1640 nt
Organism: Ceraceosorus bombacis
Lineage: Eukaryota; Fungi; Basidiomycota; Exobasidiomycetes; Ceraceosorales; Ceraceosoraceae
Source: the annotation of a GenBank genome assembly